This is a messenger RNA of Phytomonas sp. Hart1, 1326 nucleotides long. Lineage: Eukaryota; Euglenozoa; Kinetoplastea; Trypanosomatida; Trypanosomatidae. The record is from the annotation of a GenBank genome assembly.
AUGGACGAGAAGGAUUUGAGGUCCUUGGCGGAGCUUUUGUCCUCCGAUAAGUUUCCCCAGCGCGUGGAGACGGCCUCGAAACUGCGGGAGAGUCUCUCCCCGGCGAGUUUGCUCUCCGCGUGGCGAGAUCCCGCGCAGGCGGAGGUUUUGCAAAGUUUAUUAUCUGAGGCCCAGUCCGUUCGAAACCUCGACGUUUUGGAGGUCAUCGGCGAGUCUUUGGUGAAGCUGUUAGCCGAUCAAACGUCCGGCCUGGCGUUUAUCGCCUUGGACUCGACCUUGCGCGUUCCCCAAUUUAUUUUCAACGUGAUCGCCGACGAGGAUUUAGAGCUCACGACGCUUUUCCGUUCGGCUUUUGUAGCCCUCCUCGAGCUCGCCGUCCCGGCGGCGAUUGCGGAACGCCUUGGGGAAAUGAUGGAUGGGAUCUUUGAAAAGGAAAAGGUUCUUCGGCUUUUUGACUGCGAUGCGGCCGAUUCGGCGGAGAAUGCGCGGAUUUAUUCAUAUCUUUCGGCCCAUACGCGUCUGAUCGACAGCGUUAUCUCGGCGACGAGUGGGGCUUUUGAGGUGGGCGAUCCAUUAUUGCUAGUGAAUAACCUGAUGGUGUGUGGCAUCAUCGGCCGGCAUCGGCCCCUUCCCAGGGCCCUUUUGGACAACAUCCAAGACUCCCUAGAAGCCCCGGAGGGGGACCUUUUGACCCAUUUUGUCUGUCGUUUUUGCAGUAUUGUGCUCCUUCAACACGAGGAAAACGCGCAGGGGUUUGCGGAUUUGUGGGUUCCGAGGGCCGUGCGGAUUGCCGAGGCCUCGUCCGACGAAGGGACCCUCGACGCGGCGUUUGAUCUCAUGGGCUCCGCCGCCACCACCUCCACCGGCUGGCGGGUUUUGAUGAAUUAUUUACCCUCGGAUCGGCUUCUUCGGUUAUUAACCUCCUUGUCGGAUUCCCUGCGGCUCUCCGCGCUUCGUUUUUUGCACACUUUGCUGCGUUCGGCGUGGAUGGAGCCCGCGGGGGUUCCUUCUUCCUUAAUAAAAGAGGCCUGGAAGCUGCGCACGGUGUAUGACGAAGGAGUUCGGUAUGAGGUUUGGGCCGUCGCCCUCGCCGUAAUUCGCCGCGGCGUUCUUUCGGAUUCGAUGCCUCUUCUUUACGCCGCUUUUUUGUCCGGCGUGCAUUCCGAAAUCAGCGCCGAGGUGCGCGAACUUCAGCAAAUGGCUGCGCGGGAGUUAUUGAACGACGCGACUCUGCCAGAGCCGAUGAAGUUGUCUUUAGUGCAGUUCAACCGCCGCGGGCUUUACCCGCCAGGCUCGGCGGGCGUGGCGAAUCUUCGGAAGGAUUAA